AAAUUACGCACUACGACGCAACAUUCAUUUGCGCCACUUUGAAGCAUGCACCGUUCAGUCGUACGACGCCGCGAGAAUAUAAAUAAAGGAUACUUUUCCACUUAUGAACUGGGUUUAAUACUUUCUCUUUCCCUCACUUUCUGUUAAACAUAUUUUCGGGUUAUGGUCCAGACACCCGCCCCCUUCACCGAUAUCCUUACGUUUUUACACAGCGUCCCUGUUGAACUCCAAAAGAAACCUGAACCUUCGAAUCAAGUCAUUCUCGAAUCGUUCCUGUUCGCAGCCCAUUGCGAUCUCGGCAUUUACAUCAUCGAGCCGAUUCUUGCCAAUGACGUACAUUUGAAGCAUCAGUUAUGGCAGCACCGCAAUGGUGAGCUGGUCAACAAGGCGCUCGAGAGCGGAUACAAGCAGAUUCUCAAGGACAUUGUCCGCUUAGUCAACCACGCAAACCAGCGCCAUGAACAAUUUACGACGGCCAACUAUACGUACAACGAAGUCCAACGUCAAACACACAUUGAUUACUUGAAAGAAGAGACCGCCAAACUGCGCCGACUUCUCAAUGCACUCUUCUUGCAGAAUGUGCCCAGCACCCCGGCACUGACGAUUUCCAUGUUUGAACCAAUCAUGUCCGUCGACGCCUAUGACUUUUGGAAGCUCCUUGGCAAGGAUGUUGUCGUUCCAUGGGACAAAUUCUCAACAACAUACAACAUUCUCUUUGGAAACGUCGAGCCACAGUACAAGAAAUACAUCCAGAACUUCUUGUGCGAAUCAAGCAGUAACAAUGUAACGGCAUUCACCUUUAUCUCACUUGUCGACAGCUUCGGUUUCCCUUUCGGCAGAAACAACGACAAACAGGCUCUCUCAGAAAAGGGCCGUGUGCAAGUGACCCAAAUGAUCGUCGAACUCAUGCGCGAACUCGGUUCUCCGGAAAUGCGUGCCCAUCUCUUGGAGGUCUAUGAAUGGUACAAGGGCAUUGAUCGUACCGAUGCUGGCGCUAUCCAGCAGAGAGCAAACGAAUGGGCUGCUAUCAUCAAAAAACAUCCACGCACUGACACCUCGACCCCUAAAAGUGAAGAACAGAAGCGUGCUGACGACAUCGACUUGGCCAGACGUGCUAUUUCUCUUUUCUACCAACGCUACAUGGUGCUCUGGAAAAUUGGUCCAACUGCUCGCGAUGUGAUCAAGAAUGUUGAUACUCCCGGAAAAGCACGCAUUCGCGACUUUCUUACAUAUGUGAAGCCUCUGGACUAUGCGAAUCUGAUCACGGUCAUUGGCGCCGACCCCGCAAGUUGGCCAAAGAAGAAACCAGUUGUCUACAGCUUCUUAGACACUCUCGUCAACCCUCCUUCAAAGUAGCUUCUUUGAUUAUCGACGCAUUCACUUGUAUCAAUCUUUCUUAUUUUUUUUUUCUUCGCUUGUUAGUAAUAAAAGGUUGUCCAAGUGCAUAAUAUUUAUUUUCACCUUGUGUGAACUGU
Molecule: messenger RNA, 1475 nt
Organism: Zychaea mexicana
Lineage: Eukaryota; Fungi; Mucoromycota; Mucoromycetes; Mucorales; Lichtheimiaceae
Exons: 2
Coding region: 163-1356 (397 amino acids)
Source: RefSeq, a predicted model, not a curated record